GUUGCUAUCAUCUCGUGGUCCCCAACCAGGUAGUCUACACUUACCAACAUGCCUCAGUCCACUUGUCAGUGACUUCAUGGACUUGUGCCGUGUUUUGGUUUGGCCGCCUCUAGCUUUCUUCCAACCUACUCCUAUACCACUGAACAUCGCACGUCGAGGUAGUCGGUGAUUGGGCAUACGUAACACGUGUCCCAGCCAUCUCAACUGAUGAAGUUUCACUACGUCAUCAAUUGAUUUGCCAUCCUUACCUAGUACCCGUUUUCUAACAACUGUGUUACUUACUCGAUGGUCCCAUGAUAUACGAGCAAUGUUUCGAAGACACCUAUGAUCGAAUACUAGUAACCUACGAAUAUCCUCUACUCUUACCGGCCAUGUUUCACUGCCAUAAAGUAGGACGGAACGAACUGCUGCGCAGUAAACACGUCCUUUGGUUGAUAGACGGAUAUCUCGCUGUUGGGAUACUCAGAAGAAUAUCCCAAAAACAAUUAUCCGGUUAAGUCUAACGCUACCCUUGAACGUUAAAUGGUGUCAUUUCCCUAUUGGUCGUUUCCCUACUGAUCAAUAUUUAUUUCGCGUGUCAUUUUCCUAUUGGUCAAUAUUAUUGAACGUGUCAUCUUUCUGUUGGUCAAUAUUUAUAGUAAUCCUAACUGUAUAAAUAUGCAUUUGUUUGUAAAUCAUUAUUCUGCUGCUCCUGACCCCAUAAACGAUUUUUCAUCUACGGUUCGUGUUCUGAUAUAUUGGAGAUUGGGAACAGUAUUGGGGUCGAACUGGGAUAUCUGAAGCUAGUCAAUCGGUAGAAUUUAGAGUAGCCAACUCACGAUUCAUAAUAAAUUUGGCGACGGAGAUUGAGCAACAAGUUGGUGAUUAACUAUGGAUCCAGCCAAAUUAGAAAAAUUGUUCGAACAGCAGCUGAAGCUGAUGGAGAUGAUUACUCAGACGCAUAUAUCUUCUCGAGUCCCAACUGCACCGACAAUUCCUGAAUCAGUUGAUGGUAUUACCAGUGGUAUUUCAGAAUUUCUUUAUGAUCCUGAUGCCAACAUUACAUUUGAUACCUGGUUCAGACGUUAUGAAGACCUUUUCAAAGUUGACUUUGCUGACAGAGAUGAUUCGUGGAAGGUGCGUCUUCUUCUCCGUAAACUUGGUCCAUCCGAGCUGGAUAAGUAUUGCAACUUCAUUCUACCGCAGAACCCACGCGACCGUUCAUUCGACGCCACUAUUCAGUCCCUUAGCCAACUUUUUGGUGAUCAUCACUCACUCUUCAGUACCCGAUAUCGCUGCUUAAAACUGGUCAUGAAUGAGUCCGAUGACUUCCUGACCCACGUCGGCGUUGUUAACCGUGAGUGCGAACGGUUCAAGCUCAGAUCCCUCACUGAAGACCAAUUCAAGUCCCUAAUACUCAUAUGCAGUCUUCAGUCACCCAAAUUCUCCGACAUCAGAACUCGGUUGCUCAACCGCCUUGAACAAGAUCCAACACUGACACUUAAUGCGAUCAUAGACGAAUGCCAGCGUAUCAUCAAUCUGCAGCGUGACACCACUUUGGUUCAAUCUGGGGGCCAGGGUGGUUCCGAAGUUCAUGCUGUUCAGCACCAGAAAAAUCUUCGAGAUCGACAAACUCGAGUCCUUCGAACGCCAGCGCUGUUUCUAUCUCUAAUCACUCUAAACCGGUUCAGAAGAAGCCCCCCUCGCCAUGUUGGCACUGUGGAGCCUGGCAUUAUGUGAAGUUCUGUCCAUUCAAACAGCAUGUGUGCGAUCGCUGUCAGAAAGUUGGUCACAAAAGCGGCCUUUGCAAAUCCAACCGAUUCAAUAACCGUCGAAAUGCACAGACGCAGCGUCGUUUUCACAAAAAGCCGAUUACCUCAUCAAGGAGUUUAGCAGCAGUCUUCCAUACUCAUGCCGCGACUCGACGCAAAUUUCUGACCCUCUCAAUCAAUGGUCAGCCUGUUCGUUUGCAGUUGGACACUGCAUCAGAUAUCACCAUUCUGUCGAAAAAGACUUGGCGAACCUUGGGUCAACCUCCCAUCAAACCAUCCUCUCAAACAGCCGUCAGUGCCUGUGGGGGUCAUCUCCGCCUUCAUGGUGAACUCUAUUGCUGUAUUUCAUUCAGAGGUACAACCUUCAAUGGGACAUGCUACAUCACCAAUUCUCCGCUCAACCUUUUAGGUUUAGACUGGUUCGAAGAACUUGGUCUCGCUGAUCUUCCUAUUAGCGCUGUCUGCAAUCAAGUCCAAACUACUGCUUCUACACAACAGCAUGCUGAAGACCUUCGAAAACGAUUUAUUGAACUAUUUAGGCCUGGUCUCGGACUUUGUUCCACAACUGAAGCUGUCUUAAAACUGCAGCCAGAAGCUACGCCAGUUUUUCGCCCAAAGCGUCCAGUCCCAUACGCAUCUUUACCUCUGGUUGACGCUGAACUUCAACGUUUGGAAACUGAAGGUGUCCUAGUACCUGUUUCUUAUUCAUCAUGGGCUGCACCAAUUGUGGUUGUAAAAAAAUCCAACGGCUCCAUACGCAUCUGUGCAGACUUUUCUACAGGACUCAACGCGGCUCUACAACAGCAUCACUAUCCGCUGCCGAUCCCAGAUGACUUAUUUACUAUUUUAAAUGGUGGUACCUACUUUGCUAAGCUGGAUCCGGCAGAUGCUUACCUUCAAAUCCCAGUCGCUCUCGAAUCGAGAGAGUUGUUGACAAUCAACACUCACCGAGGACUUUUUCAGUAUACCCGGUUACCCUUCGGUAUCAAAACUGCUCCAGCGAUCUUCCAGCAGAUCAUGGACACUAUUCUGGCAGAUGUUCCUGGCGUUGCUACAUACCUUGACGAUGUGCUCAUUGUCGGCUCAACUGCUGAUGAAUUGCAUACCAGAACCCACUUAGUUCUGCAACGCCUCCAGGAUAAUGGUUCUCGCCUUCGCCCAGAAAAAUGCCAAUUCUUCUUACGUUUCAUUAAGUACCUGGGGUUUAUCUUUGAUGCUUCCGGAUGACACCCUGAUCCUCAAAAUACUUACGCAAUCCAACAAAUGCCUGCUCCCACUGAUGUCUCCUCACUGCGAUCAUUUUUGGGGAUGAUUAGCUACUAUUCAGCAUUUCUUCCAUCACUGCAUGACGUACGAUAUCCAUUAAAUCGUCUGCUAGAAAAGAAUGCUACUUGGAAUUGGUCAAUGCAAUGUGAAUCAGCUUUUUCAAAACUUAAAGCCAUGCUAAGUUCCAAUCUUCUGCUAACCCACUACAAUCCGAAACUACCCAUUGUGGUUGCUGCUGACGCUUCAACACAUGGACUGGGUGCCGUAAUCUCACAUGUCUUUCCCGACGGGUCAGAGAAAGCGGUGAUGCACGCUUCGAGAACACUAACACCUGCUGAGAAACGCUACGGCCAGAUAGAGAAGGAAGCGUUAGCCCUAAUUUUGCUGUCCGGCGAUUCCACAAAUUCAUUUAUGGGCGCCGUUUCACCUUGCUCACAGACCACAAACCUUUGUUAUCAAUCUUUGGAUCAAAGAAAGGCAUUCCUGCUCAUUCUGCUAAUCGUCUUCAACGUUGGGCGUUGGCGUUAUUGGGGUACGACUUCGACAUCCAGUAUCGACGUUCCGAAGAUUUUGGUCAAGCGGAUGCACUGUCCAGACUUAUCAGUAACCAUUCUACCACUGAUGAGGACACACUCAUAGCCAUAGUAUCAACCGAAGAGGAUUCCGGUGCUACACUAUUGGCGAAUGCCGUUCGAGCAAUGCCUGUUACCGCUGAAGAUGUUCGGGAAGCUACCAGAGAAGACCCGAUUAUCCAAGAAGCGAUCACCUAUGUUCAUAGCAGAUGGCCAGUUAAGCAGCUGAGUGGUGAUAUGCAACAACUAGCGAAUCGUCGCAGCGCUCUCUGUAUUGUUAACGAUUGUCUGAUGUUCGGUGAUCGCGUAGUAAUUCCAACAACCCUACGUUCCAAAGUCCUACGCCAAUUCCACUCUGGACACCCAGGGAUAAACCGUAUGAAAUCCAUCUCUCGAAGCUAUGCAUAUUGGCCAAAUAUGGACAAGCAGAUUGUCUACUUCGUCAAAAGAUGUUCACAUUGCCAAAAAGCUGCGAAAAAUCCUCCUAAGUUGCCUCCAGUGCCCUGGCCGAAGUCAGAAAAACCCUGGUCGCGAGUGCAUAUUGACUUCACCGGACCCCUAGAUGGUACCACAUAUCUGAUACUGGUUGACUCAUACUCCAAAUGGCCGGAGAUAUUGCCGAUUGCGCCACCCUCUACAACUCGAACCAUCAAACUCCUUAAUCGGAUCUUCGCUCAGCAUGGUCUUCCAGAAACAAUAGUAACAGACAAUGGUUCACAAUUCACAUCUAGCCAAUUCCGAGAAUUUUGCCUGCAAAAUUCGAUCAACCAUGUUCGUUCUCCGCCAUAUCACCCGCAAUCUAAUGGACAAGCUGAAAGGUUCGUUGAUACAUUUAAACGAGCCAUGCUUAAAGCACGAGGGGAGUGGACCACAGAAGAUAUCAUAGAACGAUUUCUAGUUGCGUACCGGACGACCCCGCAUGACUUAUUGCCAAACUCCAAAUCCCCUGCUGAGAUGCUUAUGGGGCGAAAACUACGGACAGUUCAUGGUGCGAUGAAACCCAAGCAAGUGGCCCGGCAAAGCCUCCAGAUGAAGAAUACUCGAAUUCCCUACGAAGUUGGUACAAAAGUGUAUGCGCGAGAUUAUAGACAUGGAUGUGAUAAAUGGGUGGAGGGUGAAAUCACACAAAAACAUGGGGGCGUCAUGUAUGAUGUCAAAGUGAACCAAGAAAUCUGGACCAGGCACCACAAUCAACUCAGGUCAAGGGAAGCGAAGGAGAAAGAAGCAAUUACAAAACACGUCCCACUCGACUUGCUGUUGGAUACGUUUCAACUUCCGCCAAUACCUCCAACAGAGACGACUAAGUCAUCUACUCAAGUAGAACAUCCUUCUGGUUCUGUGUGGUUGCCUCGGAGGUCGGAUCGCAAAAGAAGACACCCAAAGAAACUUCAAGUAAACCCUCGGUUACGUCGCUAUUAACUUUUCCAAAGGGGAGGUGUUGGGAUACUCAGAAGAAUAUCCCAAAAACAAUUAUCCGGUUAAGUCUAACGCUACCCUUGAACGUUAAAUGGUGUCAUUUCCCUAUUGGUCGUUUCCCUACUGAUCAAUAUUUAUUUCGCGUGUCAUUUUCCUAUUGGUCAAUAUUAUUGAACGUGUCAUCUUUCUGUUGGUCAAUAUUUAUAGUAAUCCUAACUGUAUAAAUAUGCAUUUGUUUGUAAAUCAUUAUUCUGCUGCUCCUGACCCCAUAAACGAUUUUUCAUCUACGGUUCGUGUUCUGAUAUAUUGGAGAUUGGGAACAGUAUUGGGGUCGAACUGGGAUAUCUGAAGCUAGUCAAUCGGUAGAAUUUAGAGUAGCCAACUCGCGAUCCAUAAUACUCGCCUACGCCAUAAAUGACGCAAGUUGGCAAAAGCUAGUCGAGCCUUCUGUAUCCGUGCUGACAUUUCGUCACACACCAGACCACAAGGGCUGAUGAGACUUUCAAGAUAAGUGAAGCGGUCGACACAAUCAACUACUUCACUCCCUAUCACUAGUUCGGGUGUCGAUGUAACCUAAUCCUGAAGCAACAUUUUGCAUUUCGAGGGAGGGAAUCGCAUCCCGAAAAUCACAUCCCCUCAUUCUUUGUUUUGAAGGUUACUUUGAUGAUUCUGGAUUCAUGAGAUUUUCAUCUUAUAGGUGGUUCUUCAUGACCGGAGUACAACACCUCUCGCGAAUCUAAUUCUUUCUGUCCAGCUUGUGUUUAAUGGGCUGUACUUAUUCCGAGAACUGCCAAGUUGUAUCUUAUCAUUUCCGUAGCUAUUUGACUUGUCCUCUCUGUCUCCCACAUUGUCCAUGUAACCAUAUUAAUAGUUUUUCUGUUUCUCAGAAGGAGCAUCGGCCUCGUGACUUCCGAGGAAUCUUGGCUUUUACCAUGGGCCAUCGUCGUAGUUCCUUUUAAAAUAUGAAACUUCUACUUAUUAUGCGUUCUAAUCCAUGUAACUGUAGAGUUAGUAAUUUUAAACCGAUUACCUUAUUUUAUGAUUUGAAAAUUUCAAGUAUUGGGUUGUGGAGAUUGUUGGAUUUUAUUGAAAUCAUGAGCCGAUCAAUGCUAAACCACCACUGAAAAACUGGGAGCACUGGACGGUCUCUUCGUCCUAGUAUAGGACUCUUCAGCAGUACUCACCCACGACCCCAUACGCGGGAAUUGAACUUUGGACUUUCGGUCUCGAGCACAAACGCUUAACCUAUAGACUACUGAACCUGUAUACAACGGUGUUCAAGUUUAAGCUCAAUAAAUUCAAGAUGUCGCGCGACCUCGCGUACAUGGUCGCCGAUGUUCACUGUUUGGGAGUUCCAUAUUAGAACGAAACGGAUGUUAAUAAGGCAAUCCUUAAGGUUUUCAUUGGUGGUCUAACAUUGAUCGGCUGAUGAUUUCAUUAAAAUUGAAUAAAUAUGAUUACUGUCAACAUGUCAAUCAUAAAAUUGUUGAAAACGUAUAGGGUUUUUCUUAGAUGAGAUAAUAGGGUUGUUAUGGCAAUUGUAGUGUAUAUGUUUUGUCCAUGUGUACAUUCGUUCUUGAUUUAAAGAAAAACAUCGAUCGUAGUUAAACAAGGUUUCUUGGGACUAAAAAAACACAAGUUGAGAAUUCAAUGGAUACACCUAAUUAUAUACAAAUAUUUAAUAGUUCAGUGUAAGUUUUGUAACCACAAUAAUAAUUAGCUUGUAUUUGUGAUGAAUAAAAGUGACUGGUAAAUAAUAAAUAGCAUGACAUUUAUAAGCUUCCUUAGAUCUGUUCUGCUGAUGAACGUUUUUAGAGCAAUUUUUAUAUCGGUGUCCGAUAAUGUUAAGUUAUAUGUAUUGCUUGGAUAACCGUAAUCAGUAGUUGAAGAUGUUGGUUAACAUGACUCAGAAUCGUUCACUGUGGCGGAGAUGCAUCCACUGUAUGUCUUCUUUUAGGUAUUCAGUUUCACAAGUUACUCUACACAUAAGUAUUUGCAUUCCUUCUCGAACAAUAUUCUCAGUGUUUUUCUUCAUUAUGACUGAUAUUACAUUUAUUUAGAAAACUUUGGUAUUUAUCUUGUUAAUUUUGCGUUCUUGUGGUGACUUGAUACUGGUAUGUAAAAUAAACACAAAUUUGUUCCAGAUUGUACGUAGAUUAUAACCAAUGUGAUUGAUAAACUAAAUUAUUCAAGGCUGGAUAGACUCAGUGAACACUGAGUGUUUGUAAUCAACUUAAAAAUGAAAUUCAUGUCAACAUUGUAUCACUCAUUGAGCAUUUUCUUACUAUUAGUUCCGAUCGUCCUAUUUUCUUACUUUGAUAUUUAUUUGUUUAUCCUCAGUAAUUUGCUUUCUGUGUUUCCUCUCCCUUUUUCUUAGUUACUUAGCUUUAAUGUUGAUCAGUUGUUAUUAUUAUUUAAACAUUAAUUAAUGAUGCGUGGUGCUUGCUAACCGACUCGGGGAUUUAUAAACCAAUCAUUUUAUACGUUUAAUAAUUUUUAGAGAGCACCAUUUUAGUCACUUUUUGUCUACACACUAACCUAUGUAAAUUUCUAUAUUUAAUGAUGAGACUUACUAUUCUUUCAUGUAGAUUGACAUUCAGACUUAGUGAAUAAUUCAUUUGUUCAUCAGAUAAAUUUCUUAUUGCAAAAUUACAUAAACUCAGUAUUUGGGAAGGAUAAAUUUGUCAAGUUCUUUCCAGUUAGUGCAGUAUAACACUUGUGUUGAUAUGCUUAGUUGUCAAAAUCUAUCUUGAUAUUGUAAAUUUCUUGUCAUGUUUUGUGGUGGGAUUUCUGUGUGGCCCCUUGAAAAUGUUAAAUCAGUGUAUGAAGUCAUUAAUUAUCAAGUCUGAAAUGUACAGAAAAGUUCAGGUUUUUUGCUCAGUAUCUUUUCGUUCUUUUUAAAAUAACAUUUCAGGUUGAUACUCCGAUCCUCACUUCAACAGAUUGUGAAGGCACUGGUCAGAUGUUCCAAGUUCAAGCACCUGCGCUUAAUGAGACUAGAGAAUCCGAUAGUUCAAGUAUAUAUUUAACCGGUAGUGCUCAGAUGCAUUUGGAAUCUCUUGCUCUGGGUUUAAGUAAGCUACUACUUGAUCGCCAGCAGCAGCGUUUCAGAGAGAGCCAGUUGAAUGUUUUGGACUAUUUACGCAUGCGACUGCUAAAUCUCCCAUGUUUCGGAGAUGUGAAAGGAAUUGGUGAAUUGAUUUCUCACUUGCAUACUGAACUCGAAAAUGACUGCAGGACGUAUGAAUAUGAAAACAAAAGCCUCUAUGAAUCCCUGAUGAUCAGUAAUGCAAACGAGGCAGUUGCUCAUGAUCCGUCCAGCGAUUCAGAAAUGUCCAGUCCAGAAUCAUGCCCUGUCGUGGGUUCAAAUCCCACUGUGCCCGAAAGAUGUACAGACAGUGAGUCAUCCAGCUCACAAGAAGAACCUCUCGUGCCAGAAAAUGUGUCCCGUGCAUCAAAUAAUGGUCAGAAAUCUAAUACGAGUUUCAAAGAUGCUGUUUAUUUUAGUGAUCUAUUAUCCACUAAUGGAAUUUUGAAGAGGUCUGAUGAAUAUGUUUCACAAAAAUCAAACCUUAAUGACCUCAUAUCUAGUGUCGCUGAUCCUCAUCAUCUAGUCAGUUCUAGUGGACCCUUUACUCAAUGCGGGAAAUAUGCUUUAAAUAGAAUCAGACUAACUGUUACUUGGGUAUAUGAGGACCCAACAUUGUUUCGCGGGGGGAGGACGGACGCAGAAAAUUUUAGAAUCCGGAUAUCAACUCCGGAAUUUCAAAAAAAGGGGGAGGUGUUAUGGAUGCAGAAUAAUAUACCAAUAAUUAUCGUGUUAAGUCUAUGGUGGCCUUGGAUUUUAAAUGUACAUCCCCUAUUGGUUGUUAUUUAAUUCAUUCGUUACAUAUUGUAUAAAUGUUGUUUUCUGUUUUAUGGUAUGAUGUGGUUUGUUUGUUUGGUAUAUAAAUAGAGUAUGUCUGAAAUACAAUGAUUCAUAACUCAGAAGCUGUGACUUGCGUUCUAGACUCAACUGGCUGGGCUAGACAGGGAAGCGGGACCAAUCGGGACUCUAGGUCGUCCGUACGUGUUUACGUGUCAUUGUCACCGAAUCGGUCAAUAAAACGCUGCUUAUCAAACCUGCAGUCACCCGUUACAACAUAAUCAAUUAAAAUUUAAUUGAUUGGGUUUUCAAGUUUGAGUUAGUUUGCAAGCAAAGUCGACGUGUUGUUGAUGAAGAUUUGUCCUCAUUCAUGAUUCGACUGAACUGACAAGUUACUAUUAUUAAAAAAAUUAGAGUAUCUAUAGUGAAUUAAUCCGUAGAUGGAAUCUUAUCUAGCCAUUAAACUGCUAUGAAAACUACUAGUUGCCAAACUUCACUAUCAGGAUCCUUAACAACACAAGGAAUUCUUUCAUAAUAUACAAUUUUUAAAUCUGAAGAACCCCACUUAUUACUAACUGACUGAAAACUCCUAUCAGUACGUACUUUUGAAGAUCUUUUUAAAUGCACCAUUUUAACACUAUACAACCUUCUCCAACUAUCAUGAUCGCAAAUAUAUAAUUAUUAAUAAAACACAUACCAUACAAGCUUUUGACAAAAUUUAAAAUCUUCAUAUGAAAAUAAGAAGAGAAGAAAUCAACUAAAGCAUAAAGUGAUGAUCUAUGUUGAAAGCGAACUAAAAUGUUUAUACAUUGAAUCCAACAUUUCGAGCUGAGAAUUCAAGUACAAGACAUCAUCUUGCAGAAUUUUACAUGCUUGAAGCAGAGUCAAUUUACUUAGAUAAUAUUAAUUCAUUAUGUAGAGAAAUUGAAAUGUUAAUUAAAAAGAUAUUAAAUGAAUGUUUAGAAAUUUAUCCUAUCUCAGGAUGUAAUGAACUCAAUGCAUUACAGAAUGAUUUAGUGUUGAUUCGAACAUUCCUUGGAAGUCAAUCUGAAUCUGAUAGCCAUUCCCAAAGUUUUCUAGUUGAUUCUGCUCUGGAGCUCAGAAAUGUUUUGGAAACAAUGCUGAAACAACCGUUUGUUUGCAUUUCAUAUUCUGAAGCCAUAGAGUACUUGAAUAAAGAAAUGGGUACAGCUGAUCUUACUACUUCGAAACCUCGGGAUUUGAACAAAAAAGAGGAGUACAAAAUCCUAGAUUGGGUUGGCGGGAAUCGUCCUGUCUUCAUUACUCAUUUUCCCAUGGAACUUAAACCAUUUUACUGUCAGUCAAUUAAUGGUAUUGAAGCUGAGUGUGCUGAUUUGUUAUUUCCAGGGAUCGGCGAACUAGUUGGCGCCAGUGUCCGUGAGAAUGUUGCUUCUCGUUUACAAACACGCAUGAAAUCCAAUCAAUCACAGUGGUACAUUAAUUUACGUGGUACUGGUAGUACUCCCCAUGCUGGUUUUGGUCUUGGCUUUGAGCGUCUUAUGCAAUUUGUUUUGGGAAUAGCUAACAUUCGAGAUGCAAUAGCAUUCCCAAGAAAUGCCAAUAAAAUUAUUUUCUAAAAAAGUCUUUUACUUUGAAAGCUACAUAUUGAUGAAUGUUAGGUGUUAAAGUCG
This is a messenger RNA of Schistosoma haematobium, 10522 nucleotides long. It is a transcript of the gene NARS2, whose product is annotated as Asparaginyl-tRNA synthetase. Gene Ontology annotation, molecular function: nucleic acid binding; asparagine-tRNA ligase activity; ATP binding. The transcript has 4 exons. The record is from RefSeq and is a predicted model, not a curated record. Gene Ontology annotation, cellular component: mitochondrion. The coding region runs from base 3716 to 5008 and encodes 430 amino acids. Gene Ontology annotation, biological process: asparaginyl-tRNA aminoacylation; DNA integration. NCBI's taxonomy places the organism in Eukaryota, Metazoa, Platyhelminthes, Trematoda, Strigeidida, Schistosomatidae.